This is a messenger RNA of Mesorhabditis spiculigera, 801 nucleotides long. Lineage: Eukaryota; Metazoa; Nematoda; Chromadorea; Rhabditida; Rhabditidae. The record is from the annotation of a GenBank genome assembly.
AUGGACAGCAGCACGGAGAGCGCGUGCCGCAUCGCGGCCGCGGUGCUCAACAUUUGCAUCUCGGUGGCGGCCAUGUUUUUGAACGUGCUGAACCUCGUAGUGUUUAUUCAGAACCACAAAUACUACCGUAACUACCCGAUCUACGUGAUUGCGGGCCCGUUGACGAUCUGCCAGAUCAUCAACUGCACCAUUCAGCUGUACAUUGCCGUACCGAUUACGAUAGCUAAUCGAGAGGUGUUCGCCGAGCCCGACGUGUUCACGACGGUAGCCCGAGUGCUCUAUUGGUGCGAAUUUAUCGCCUACAAGGGCACGCUGGUAUUCGUGAUUCUGAUGAGCCUCAACCGGGCGGCCAUCUUUUUCGUGCCGCGCGCGGAGCGCGUGCUGUUUCAUGGACGCGGGCUGAGGACAAUGCUCCUCGCUAGCUCGUGCUACAUUCUCGUAGAGUCCGUUUUGCUGCAAACGUUCGGGUGCGCGAAGCGGUUUUCAUCUGAUGCCUUCUACUUCUAUUGGGAUUGCGCAGACGGCACGUUUUCGGCUACGGUACUUCAGAUUAACAUGGCGGAGUCGUACGCGCACCCGGCGUUCGUCCUGUUCAUCAACAUGUGUACCGUCUUUUUCCUGUUUACCAAACGGAACCGGCGGAGCAGCAUCAGGAAGAACAAGAGCGAGCUGAGGAUGCUGAUGCAGAUGCGCGCCGACAUGUUCGCCACCCUACAGUGCCGACAAAUCGAUGAGAAGCAAUCGGUGUUCAACGUGAGCGUGGUCGCCUACUCGCGCGAGUGGAAGAAGCGGACGAGUGCU